AUAUUUUCAAAAUUGUGCCAUUUUUAAAAAGAAUGCCGCCAUCAAACGUUACAAAGUUCCAUUUAUCAAUGAUCUUUGAUCAUGGUUGGACGCUUUGCUGUUAGAUGGCACUGACGAUAUUAAUUCUUUAUGGCGGCUUCCUUUAAAGAAAUCGCCCUUACCAUUUACGCGCCACAUCCUGUUAUAUCACCUAAGACCGGUGUUAUAUCACAACGCUAAAAUUAAUUCUUGCCGUCGACCAUCAGUUCAAUAAUAAACUCAUAUCUUCACAUUGAUCAAAGAUACCCAGAAUUCUUUUCUCAUUCAAGUGGAAGCAAAUGCAACAUGUGUAAAGGUAAGACGAACAACGAUGUCGAAAAUACAACUACUUUCACCAAUGUACCAACAGCAUAACAAGUUCAUUGUACACGCAUAUCAGUACAACGAUAGAGCGAACAGAAAAGCAAUAGGGAGAACUUUCGCUUUCCGUUCGUACAAAAUGCGACCAGCAUUGCGUUCGUUUGACAUUUACUUUCGCCGCCGAAAACGACGAAGCUUUCGCGCUCUAUCGAUAAUCAUGGUGUUUAUGGGUAAAAUUUAACGGUAUUGUCACUCCAUCGGUAAACAUAUGCAAAAUUAUUCACGGUACUUGCAACAUCAAUGCGAAUUCAGGUACUCUGGUGCUCUAUAUGCACCGUUUCACCUGGACGUUGCAGGAAAAGGAGAAGGAAGGAGCGAGCGAAAGAUGCCACGGAGUCGAGGCUGCAAGUGCUCCUCAAGGAUGGAUCGAACACCUUGAUGGACUUUGAAUGGCUCCAACCAAAGCUACCACCCUUCUUCGACGAAAAGAAAUUUCUACUUGGUCAAAGGAUGUUUUAUAACAACCCUUUUACCAUGAUGAUCGCUAAACUGUGCGGCCUGGUAAUUCUAUUCGCUAUACCGUCAAUCAAGGACGUUCUAUUGUUCACCAGACAAAGUAGCACGCAGUGUGCUGCGUUUCGUAGAUACGUAUCCACGAUUCUGCACACUUGGACCUGGUAUGGAAAAAGAGCUGGCAUUGAGAAAGAGUUUCUCGAUUCUCUGAAAAUCGUACGGAAAAAACACUGCGUAGCGUUUCGAAGAAGCUCGGAAGCUGGCCUCCAGAAGAUCUCGCAAUUGGAUAUGGCAUUGACUCAAUUCGGAUUCAUGGGUUUCACCCUUCUGAGCGGCGACUAUCUCGGGGUGAAUAACAAUUCCGAGGAACUCGAAGGACUGAUUCAUUUCUGGCGUGUUAUUGGCAGCAUGCUCGGCAUGGAAGACAAGUACAACAUAUGUAGCGGAAACGUUGAAGAGGUACGUGCACUUUGCAGACGACUCUUGGACGAGAUAUUCCUGCCCGCUCUGGCACGUGGUAACAAAGAUUUCGAUAAGAUGAGUUACCUUCUGAUCGAAUCUCUAUGGCCAAUAAAUCCUUUUAUCGAACCAAGUGCCUUUGUCGCAUUCACUUUUAUUCUGGCAUCUUCUUCCGCCACGAAUAACAAUCAUUCUUUAAAAAUAGACACGUCCAGCAUGUCGUGGUAUAGCAGAUUCAUAUUGAAUCUUCAACUGAUCGUUCAUAAAUAUUUGCUGCAGUCCACGUACUGGUGGUCAUCACUGUUCAGAAUGUACUUCAAUGGCCAUAUGCGUAUAGCCAUGUAUCUAACCGAGAAGUUGCCGUUCUUAGCCUUCUGGAGUCUGGGUAUUAAGAAUUCUUACGUUGACAUAUACAAAUAUCCUGUCAACUGAGCUUAAACGACUCGUUCUCGAUGGUGUUAUCAUCAGAAAAAGCGCGAAGUUGUUUCUUCCGCUGAGAUUGUACAUAAUUUGACAUAAAAGCGUUGCGUCACUGUGUGGAGUUAAUUAAUGUACUAAUCAGGGUAUGCGAAAAAGCAAUGAUUUAUGGAUGACUUCCUAAGAGCAGAGAUUCUUUUAUCUUAACAGAAGUUAUUUCUGAAAUCUUCAAUUGACUUUUGCAUAUCAUAUAAGAACUACCGUAUAUUUUGUAUUGUACUAAAAACUACAGUGAAUCAGAAAGAUAUUGGUAUGUUUUGCUUUCUUGAAAUUAUUUUAUUUAAAAAAAAAGUAGAUAUCAUAUUGCGUUACUGAAGUACCAUAGUAAAAAUGGUAUAGUAAUAUUAUUUUAAUCAAUUAUCACCUGGUCUGCUAAUGCUAUUUUCGAUCCACUCUAGUAAACAUGAAACUUUGAAGCUUAACUUACACUUAGGGAAUAAGAAUAAACUAUGUGUUCAACUUAGAAAUAAUCUUGAGUACUUGCGGAAAGAGGAGUGAAUGAACGUAUGGAGAAUAAUAUUCAGAAACUACACCUAGAGAUAAGGAUAUAUAUUUUUUAUACCAACAUGAAAAAUGUAAAUACAGACACAGUAAGGUACGAAGCAUGUGUAAUCACAAUUAUUCUUGUACCUAUGUUCAUUUUAAUAAAUUAAUUGAUCGAA
Molecule: messenger RNA, 2450 nt
Organism: Osmia bicornis bicornis
Lineage: Eukaryota; Metazoa; Arthropoda; Insecta; Hymenoptera; Megachilidae
Source: RefSeq, a predicted model, not a curated record